Arthroderma uncinatum is the source of this 5973-nucleotide messenger RNA. Its product is annotated as activating signal cointegrator 1 complex subunit 3. NCBI's taxonomy places the organism in Eukaryota, Fungi, Ascomycota, Eurotiomycetes, Onygenales, Arthrodermataceae. Gene Ontology annotation, molecular function: ATP binding; nucleic acid binding; ATP hydrolysis activity. Bases 1 to 5973 code for a protein of 1990 amino acids. The record is from RefSeq and is a predicted model, not a curated record. The transcript has a single exon.
AUGUCUAACAACCUCACGGCAGCAGAGACACAAUGGCUCGCCCAGUUGACUGCCAUGCGAGAAGCAAUAGAGAAGUUGAACCUGCCGCAAGAUUCGGAGCCCGUUCUCUAUGGAUCAGACUUGAAUUUGAGCGACGAUGACUUCUCCUCGCAGCCAGGAACGGCCGACGAUAUUUGGGAUGUGAUCAGUGAUAGUGGUGAAAGCGACGAAUAUGACGAUAUCAACGGUGUCGCCCUGCUGGCUGUGCCUGACCAUGGACAGGGGCAAGAGUACGACCGCCGCUGGCUAGAAAAGAAGUGUGAAUCGAUUGCUCAGGCUAAAGGAGGUCUAAACGGAUCCGAUCUACAGCAGCAGCUGGAAGCCCUUCUUGCUUCGGACAUGUCUUCUGACAAGCUACAGAUAGCUCUGGCAGAGAUAGUGGGCUUUGAUGAUCUAGACUUCGUUAUCGAACUACUAUCCCACCGUCAAGCCAUCCUCGCUAGCCCUGCUAAGGCUAAUGCAGCGACAACGACGAUAGGGAGGCUGCAAACCCGCGCUGAGCGAGAGGAGGCUCUUCGGCAACAAGAUUAUGAGCAUAAGCAUGCUCAACUUGCAACAAGACAGGAUCGUGAUGGACCCCAUUACCCUCAUGUCUAUAAAUCUUACCAGGCAGGGAACACUCUGUCUGUGAAUGGCCGAAAAUACGGAUUACCUGUCGGGACUAUCCACAGGGAGGAACCUCUAUAUACCGAAUAUGCCAUCCCUGCAUCAAAGGUUGGGACCCUAGGGGUCGGUCGCAAAUUAGUCCCGAUAUCAGAGAUGGAUGCUCUAUGUAGAGGUACAUUCCAAGGAUAUAAGACCUUGAACCGCAUGCAGAGCUUGCUCUACUCUGUCGCAUACAAAACGAACGAAAACAUGCUCAUAUGCGCGCCGACGGGAGCCGGUAAGACGGAUGCUGCCAUGCUUACCAUUCUCAACGCCAUAGCUCGACAUACAACUCCGAGCCCACUGGAUGAACCUGAUGCAUCCGACUUUGUCGUUCAAGUAGAGGACUUUAAAAUUGUUUACGUUGCCCCAAUGAAAGCCCUCGCCGCUGAGGUGACAGAGAAACUGGGGAAGCGCUUAGCAUGGCUUGGAGUUCAAGUCAGGGAGCUUACUGGAGAUAUGCAAUUAACAAAACAGGAGAUUGUUCAGACUCAAAUUAUUGUUACUACCCCCGAGAAAUGGGAUGUGGUCACAAGAAAGAGUACUGGCGACACAGAGCUCGUACAAAAAGUUCGACUUCUAAUCAUUGACGAAGUGCAUAUGUUGCAUGAUGAGCGUGGUGCUGUGAUUGAGUCUCUUGUAGCUCGAACUCAACGUCAGGUCGAAAGCACCCAGUCAUUGAUCCGGAUUGUUGGACUCUCUGCAACUCUCCCAAACUACCUCGAUGUGGCAGAUUUCCUCAAGGUUAAUCGCAUGGCUGGCCUUUUCUUCUUUGAUGCUUCGUUCCGCCCAGUCCCGCUCGAACAGCAUUUUAUCGGAGUAAAGGGAGACGCUGGAUCCAAAAAAUCUAGGGAUAACCUUGACAAAGUUUCUUUUGACAAAGUAAGGGAGAUGCUUGAGGAGGGUCACCAGAUCAUGGUAUUUGUUCACUCUCGAAAGGACACAGUUAACACCGCUCGCCUUUAUGCGAAACUUGCCAUGGAAGAGCAAUGCGCCGAUCUCUUUUCCCCACUCGACCACGAAAAUUAUUCCCAAGCGCUGAAAGAUCUCAAGGGCACCCGUGCUAGGGAGCUAAGGGACUUAGUGCCAAAGGGGAUGGGCACGCAUCAUGCCGGCAUGUCACGCUCUGAUCGUAACCUUAUGGAGCGCCUCUUUUCACAGGGCGUUAUCAAAGUCCUAUGCUGUACAGCUACUCUGGCUUGGGGUGUAAAUUUACCCGCCGCUGCCGUUAUUAUCAAGGGGACCCAAAUAUACAGUUCGCAAGAGGGAAAGUUUAUUGACUUAGGGAUACUUGAUGUCCUUCAGAUAUUCGGCCGAGCUGGUCGACCUCAGUUCCAGGACACGGGUAUUGGAUUCAUUUGCACGCCGCAGAAUAAGCUGCAACAUUACAUAUCCGCAGUAACCUCCCAGGAGCCAAUUGAAUCCAGAUUCUCCCGCAAACUGGUGGACAAUCUCAAUGCCGAAAUAGCGUUAGGAACUGUGACUUCGGUCACUGAAGGCGUUCAGUGGCUGGGUUACUCUUAUCUAUUUGUCCGAAUGAGGCGGAAUCAUUCUGCUUAUGGCAUUGAGUGGAACGAAAUCCGUGACGACCCCCAGCUUGUUCAGCGACGACGUGAUCUCAUCAUUAAGGCGGCUAGGGUACUUCAAAAGAGCCAGAUGAUUAUAUUUAAUGAAAAUACGGAGGAGCUGCGAGCGAAAGAUGUUGGUAGGAUUGCUAGCCAAUAUUAUGUCCUCCAAACGAGCGUGGAGAUUUUCAAUUCCAUGAUGAAUCCUAAUGGUAGCGAUGCGGAUGUCAUGAAGAUGAUCAGUAUGAGCGGAGAGUUCGACAAUAUACAGUCAAGAGACAACGAAUUCAAGGAGCUAGAUCGCCUACGCGAAGAAGGAUUGCGGACCGAAGUUGAAGGUGCCAACGAUACUGCGCAUGCAAAGACCAAUAUCCUCCUUCAGUCUUAUAUCUCCAGAGCUAGGAUUGAGGAUUUCGCCCUCGUCUCGGACUCAUCAUACGUCGCGCAGAACUCCGCUAGGAUUUGCCGAUCUCUUUUUAUGAUUGCGUUAAAUCGACGAUGGGGAUACCAGUGUCAAGUCCUCCUGUCCACCUGCAAAUCUAUUGAGAAACAGAUAUGGCCAUUCCAACACCCCUUCCACCAGUUUGACUUACCUCCUGCUAUCUUAAAGAACCUUGACGAAAAGUCUCCCGCGUCAUCGAUUGAAUCGAUGAGGGAAAUGGAUACUGCAGAGCUUGGCCAACUCGUGCACAAUACCCGCAUGGGAGGAACCUUAAAAAAGUUACUAGAUAACUUUCCAACCUUAAGUGUCGACGUCGAGAUAUCACCCUUAAAUAGGGAUGUCCUUCGUAUUCGCCUCUAUCUCUACGCAGAUUUCCAGUGGAACACACGACAUCACGGUACAUCAGAACCGUUUUGGGUAUGGGUGGAAAACUCAGAAACUGCAGAGAUAUACCACCACGAAUACUUCAUUUUGAAUCGAAGAAAACUCAAUGAUAGCCAGGAGCUGAACUUUACCAUUCCGUUGUCGGACCCCCUGCCAAAUCAAAUUUAUGUCAGAGUGAUUUCGGAUAGAUGGCUCGGCGCUGAAACUGUUGCGCCGGUAUCAUUUCAACAUCUUAUUCGUCCGGACACGGUGAGCGAAUAUACUGAUCUGCUAGAGCUACAGCCUCUUCCAAUAUCAGCCUUAAAAAAUCCUUCCCUUGAGCACGUUUAUGGAAAGAGGUUUGAAUACUUCAACCCAAUGCAAACGCAACUCUUCCAUACGCUAUACCACACUGACAUGAAUAUCCUGCUGGGAUCUCCAACCGGUAGUGGGAAAACUGUCGCGGCAGAGUUGGCCAUGUGGCAGAACUUCAAGGACAAACCAGGGUCUAAAGUUGUCUAUAUUGCUCCCAUGAAAGCGCUUGUCCGAGAGCGUGUUCAUGACUGGCGAAAUCGGCUCGCGGCUCCCUUGGGUCUAAAGUUGGUCGAGUUGACAGGUGAUAAUACCCCUGACACUAGAACUAUCAAAAACGCCGAUAUUAUUAUCACCACACCAGAGAAAUGGGAUGGUAUAUCUCGAAGCUGGCAAACCAGGGGGUACGUCCGGCAAGUUGGGUUGGUUAUUAUUGACGAGAUUCACCUUCUCGCUGGCGAACGUGGGCCCAUCUUGGAAAUUAUUGUUUCAAGAAUGAACUACAUUGCAUCCCAAUCCAAAGGCUCUGUUCGAUUGUUGGGCAUGUCUACGGCGUGUGCCAAUGCUAGGGACCUUGCCGAUUGGUUGGGAGUGAAGAAGGGACUUUAUAAUUUUAGGCACUCUGUUCGCCCAGUUCCUCUAGAAAUCUUUAUCGAUGGGUUUCCUGAACAAAGAGGUUUUUGUCCUCUUAUGCAGUCUAUGAACAGGCCCACGUUCCUUGCGAUCAAGAAUCACUCGCCUGAUAAACCCGUCAUUGUCUUUGUGGCAUCUCGUCGACAGACACGCCUUACAGCAAAGGAUCUAAUUAACUAUUGUGGAAUGGAAGAUAACCCUCGGAGGUUUGUCCAUAUGUCUGAGGAAGACUUGGAGCUUAAUAUAGCUCGAGUCAAGGACGCGGCUCUACAGGAGGCCUUGAGCUUUGGAAUUGGCCUCCAUCAUGCAGGACUUGUGGAAUCAGAUCGACAGUUGGCAGAAGAGCUAUUUGCCAACAACAAAAUUCAGAUAUUGAUCGCCACAAGUACACUUGCGUGGGGUGUCAACUUGCCGGCUCACCUAGUUGUCGUGAAAGGAACGCAGUUUUUCGAUGCAAAGUCGGAGGGCUACAAGGAUAUGGAUCUUACUGACGUCCUGCAGAUGCUUGGACGUGCAGGCCGACCACAAUUUGACACAUCAGGUAUAGCUCGUAUUUUCACACAAGAUGCGAAGAAGGCAUUCUAUAAGCAUUUCCUUCACACCGGGUUCCCUGUGGAAUCAACCCUGCAUAAGGUUCUUGAUGAUCACUUGGGUGCCGAGGUCAGUUCCGGCACAAUCACUACCAAACAAGACGCAUUGGAUUACCUGACUUGGACGUUCUUUUUCCGAAGACUCCAUAAGAACCCGUCAUAUUAUGGUCUUGAGAUUUCUACCGAGGAGCACAAUUCAUCUGCAGCCCGAGAGAUAGUAUCGGAAUUUAUGAUUGAGUUGGUUGACACCUCUCUUGGUGCACUCGCGGAGUCUUCCUGCGUCUUAUUUGACACUGCCACAGGCUUCGUUGACCCAACUCCUUAUGGCAAGAUUAUGAGCUACUACUAUAUUUCACACAAGACUGUCCGAUACUGGAUGACCCACGCCAAGCCCGAUCCAACGUUUGCCGAUGCGCUUGGAUGGAUGUGCAUUGCGACAGAGUUUGAUGAACUUCCAGUCCGGCAUAAUGAAGAUUUAAUCAACGCAGAGCUAGCAAAGAACCUACCACUCCCUACCACGGCUAUUAGUGACCAUUUGCCACUCUGGGAUCCCCAUAUCAAGGCAUUCCUCCUAAUCCAGGCCUUCAUGUCUCGGGUUGACCUCCCCAUCUCUGAUUAUGUUGGGGACCAGACUUCGGUUCUUGACCAAGGUAUCCGUGUUAUCCAGGCUUGCAUAGAUGUUCUUGCAGAGUUGGGCUAUCCAAACGCUUGCUCAAUGAUGAUGACCCUACUUCAAUGUAUCAAAUCGGCGCGAUGGCCAACCGAUCACCCAUUAUCAAUCCUGCCUGGGGUUGAGCCCGAUAUUUUGACGGAGGACAGAGUGGACGUUAACAAGCUUCCAGCCUCACUUGCAAAACUGGUUGCUAUGCCGCAUCCAGCGGUAUCCAGUAUGCUAGAUAUCUUACGCCUAGACCGAUCCACAGCUUCACAAGCAUCGAAGACUGUAUCUAUCCUUCCAAAUCUUGACGUCUCAGUCACGGAUUUGUCUCUUGAGGGGUUGACAGUAGUUCUGAGAAGAAAGUCGAAGCAAUCAGAUAACCAGAGGCAGCCACGCUCGCAUGGAACAGACGGUCACAAGAUCUAUGCACCUAAAUUCCCCAAGCCGCAGACCGAAGGAUGGUUCAUUCUAGUAACAACCGUCAAGGGUCAGCAUAAGGGAAGAGAGGAACUCUUAGCGCUGAAGCGUGUUUCGCUCUCAGCGCCUGGCUCGGGAACCCGAAGUGGUGGCCCUCGUGGCAAAUUAAACGGAGACGCUUCCACGAGAUCAAAGGUUCAUUUCUCAGGGGACAUUGGAUUUAAAAGCAUGGAUGAGAUCAAGGGUAUGGUGACGGUUAGGAUUAUCAGCGAUGCGUACAUCGGGAUGGAGUGGGCUGUUGUGGGUUAG